GCGAAAACGUAGCCAAUGUUAUGCAGAGCCCGGUCACUUGGAGAAGUUAGAAAUCGACACAACACAAACGUAGUAAAACGAAGAAGCCUAGACGAAAUUCUCUAAAUAAUUGUGACCAAACCAUCAUAUCGGAAUCCUUCUAUUCUACGCGAGGAAAAGGAGAAAACAGCAGCUGUGACUUUGGAUGGCAAUAAUGACAGACCAUUGUUUAACCCCUCGUUGUUGGAUGGUGACCGAUUCACAAGUUAUACAUCUUGGUUGUGUGGAAUAGCUGGGAGCUGAAAUCUGAGAGACACAAGAACAUCGGCUGUCAGUGCAUAGCGCUGGAGGCUGCAGGGUGGCAGUGUGUUGUGAGGAGUUCCUGAGAUCGCAGAAGAGACAGAGGGGGACUGGCACUCACUCACGUAGAGUCACACACACAUCCUCUCUGCGUAGUGGCGAGCUGUGUUGCCAGCUAGUGUCUCAGGGAUUGUGCGUGCGAUGGUACAGAACAGUAGGAUGGUGGCUGUGUGGUUGCCGUGGGGAUGGGCCUGGAGGACUGUACUGCUGGUGACUGGACUGGCUUCACUGAGACCCGGGACUGAUGCCAAUGUGUUGGAUACCAUAGUGCUACUGAGGAACCCUGUAAGAGACAGGUCAGACAGCAGGAAGGAGGAGGGUGGGAGUACAGCCCUGGCUCCAGCACAGAGGACCCUCUGGUGUCACUGUUACCCUCACUGUUCUGAAGACUCCAACAAUACCUGCAGGACUGAUGGUUGUUGCUUCACCAUGGUGGAGGAAGAAGAGGGAAGUCUCCCUGUGCUGACCUCUGGAUGUCUGGGGCUGGUAGGCUUAGAGUUCCAGUGCAGGGACAACGGGGGUCCCCAUCGGAGGAGGGCUGUGGAGUGCUGUACAGACCAGGACUACUGCAAUACAGACCUGCAUCCUACUUUACCCCCACUGACGACUCCUGAUUACGUGGACAGCAGUAUCCACCCCAUUGCUCUCUUCAUCUCUGUCACAGUGUGCUGCAUCGUCUUGGUACUCAUCAUCGUCUUCUGUUACUUCAGGUAUAAGCGUCAGGAGUCGCGACCUCGCUACAGUAUUGGUCUGGAGCAGGAUGAGACUUAUAUCCCUCCUGGAGAAUCUCUGAAGGACCUGAUAGAACAGUCCCAGAGCUCUGGAUCGGGAUCAGGACUCCCCCUGCUGGUGCAGCGCACCAUAGCCAAGCAGAUUCAGAUGGUGAAGCAGAUAGGUAAGGGCCGCUACGGGGAGGUGUGGAUGGGUCGCUGGAGAGGAGAGAGAGUAGCCGUCAAAGUGUUCUUCACCACCGAGGAGGCCAGCUGGUUCAGAGAGACAGAGAUCUACCAAACUGUCCUCAUGAGACACGAGAACAUACUGGGCUUCAUAGCAGCGGACAUAAAGGGAACAGGCUCGUGGACCCAGCUCUACCUGAUCACAGACUACCAUGAGAGUGGAUCUCUGUACGACUACCUCAAGUCCACCACGCUGGACAUCAAGGCCAUGCUGCGGCUGGCCUACUCCUCAGUGUCAGGCCUCUGUCACCUCCACACAGAGAUCUUUGGCACCCAGGGCAAGCCAGCCAUCGCCCACAGAGACCUGAAGAGCAAGAACAUCCUGGUGAAGAAGAAUGGGGCCUGCUGCAUCGCUGACCUGGGCCUGGCCGUCAAAUUCAUCAGUGACACCAACGAGGUGGACAUCCCUCCCAACACCAGGGUGGGCACUAAGCGCUACAUGCCCCCAGAGGUCCUGGACGAGAGUCUGAACCGGAACCACUUCCAGUCCUACAUCAUGGCCGACAUGUAUAGCUUCGGCCUCAUCCUCUGGGAGAUCGCCCGGCGCUGCGUCUCUGGAGGCAUCGUAGAGGAGUACCAGCUGCCCUACCAUGACCUGGUGUCCUCUGACCCCUCCUACGAGGACAUGAGGGAGGUUGUGUGCAUCAAGAGACAGAGGCCCUCAUUCGCCAACCGCUGGAACAGUGAUGAGUGUCUCAGACAGAUGGGGAAGCUGAUGACGGAGUGCUGGGCCCACAACCCAGCCUCUCGCCUCACAGCUCUGAGAGUGAAGAAGACCCUGGCCAAGAUGUCUGAGACUCAGGAUAUCAAACUGUGACAAGCUGCUACUGCCACAUAGAUACACUCAACACCUAGAGACAUGUCCAUGGCCUAGUGCCACUCUGCCAGGACCACGGGAGAAGGGCAAGGCGAGUGGGAGAGAGAUGGUCAGGGUCUGCUCUCUUUUUGCCCAUGCCACUGCCACCUCUGGGAUAGAGAGUGUCCCAGUGGGCAGGGUCUGGUCUGGUGUUGCUUUCUGUGAAAGCUGAUUGGCUCUCUAAAUGAAGGGGGAACACAAGGACAGACAGUGCCCUAUGCAGGAGAGGAGGAGUCACUAUCUCCCUCACAGUAGAGGGUUAGGAGGGUGGGGGUCCUGCUCUGUCCAUCUAAAGCCAUAUAACAGUGUUUGUUUUUGUGGUAACACUUUAUUUGAAUUAGCCACCAUCAAUCCCCUUCAAACCAAUGUCAGAAUGUUCAUGAAACUUUGACAUGUUUACAACAUUUAUGUAGGGUUAUGAGGCUAGUUCAAAUAAAGUGUUGCCGUUGUUGCCCAUUGUGCUAUUUAUUCCUCUUUUUUUUUACAACUGUAGAGAAAUCUCUACAUGCUGUUGGAAGUGAAGUAUAUAUCUCUUGCAGCAUUACUGCUUUAGAAACCCAGGCAUUUGUUUCUUCUAUUCACACAGGAAAACACACGGCUUCAAUAUUGACCUACAUGUGGGCCAUUUGACUAUCCAAGGGAGCCAUUCUUAGUCCCCUGAAAUGUCUAUGUACUGUUUCAACAACUAACUAUAGGAGAAAAUGAUACCUCAUGGUUAAUAAGCUUGGGGGUGAUGUUACUCAGGCUAGCUGAUGGUUAAUAAGCUUGGGAGUGAUGUUACUCAGGCUAGCUGAUGGUUAAUAAGCUUGGGAGUGAUGUUACUCAGGCUAGCUGAUGGCUAAUAAGCUUGGGAGUGAUGUUACUCAGGCUAGCUGAUGGCUAAUAAGCUUGGGAGUGAUGUUACUCAGGCUAGCUGAUGGUUAAUAAGCUUGGGGGUGAUGUUACUCAGGCUAGCUGAUGGCUAAUAAGCUUGGGAGUGAUGUUACUCAGGCUAGCUGAUGGUUAAUAAGCUUGGGGGUGAUGUUACUCAGGCUAGCUGAUGGCUAAUAAGCUUGGGAGUGAUGUUACUCAGGCUAGCUGAUGGCUAAUAAGCUUGGGAGUGAUGUUACUCAGGCUAGCUGAUGGCUAAUAAGCUUGGGAGUGAUGUUACUCAGGCUAGCUGAUGGCUAAUAAGCUUGGGAGUGAUGUUACUCAGGCUAGCUGAUGGUUAAUAAGCUUGGGAGUGAUGUUACUCAGGCUAGCUGAUGGCUAAUAAGCUUGGGAGUGAUGUUACUCAGGCUAGCUUAGUCAUGCCAAUAAGAUGGUCUCCCCCAUGGUUGUCUUGUUACUGUAAAAAAAUCUCCCCUCACGGUAUUGAAUUGUAAAUAAUAAUAUUGAAAUGUAUUGAUACUGAUGGACUUAAUCAUGUUAAAUGUCAGUUUUCGUUUGCCUUUGGCUUGUCUACAGAAUAACUCCCUGACUGUCCACUCCACCACUAUGGCGUGUGCCUUAUUUCAUCUGUGCAUAUGUGUAUAAGAGAGUGUGUGGACCAGGAGAACAUUCCCUAAUAAAAUGAUGUCAACGUCUA
Oncorhynchus mykiss (rainbow trout) is the source of this 3718-nucleotide messenger RNA. RefSeq names its product bone morphogenetic protein receptor type-1B. Gene Ontology annotation, biological process: cellular response to growth factor stimulus; protein phosphorylation; cell surface receptor protein serine/threonine kinase signaling pathway. Gene Ontology annotation, cellular component: signaling receptor complex; plasma membrane. Lineage: Eukaryota; Metazoa; Chordata; Actinopteri; Salmoniformes; Salmonidae. The record is from RefSeq and is a predicted model, not a curated record. Gene Ontology annotation, molecular function: transmembrane receptor protein serine/threonine kinase activity; ATP binding.